ACAACAGAAGUUUAUGGUUCUCCUGCAAAGAAAGUUUCAGUUAAGAUUGAAGGAGAAAUCGCUGGAAAUGGCAGGUGAAGAUGAGGUUAAGUUUCUGGGCUUCUGGGCCAGCCACUUUUCCCUCAGAGUGUUGAUUGGGCUUGAAGAAAAGGGCAUCAAAUAUGAGUAUGUGGAAGAAGAUCUCUUGAUUAAUAAGAGCCCCCUGUUGUUGGAGAUGAAUCCUGUGCAUAAGCAGGUACCUGUUCUUAUUCACAAUGGCAGGCCUGUGAUUGAUUCUGCAAUUAUACUGCAAUAUAUUGAUGAGGUAUGGAGCAAUGGCCCUGCUUUCUUACCAUCUGAUCCAUAUGAUCGCGCCACGGCUCGAUUCUGGAUAGAUUUUAUAGGAAACAAGCUUUUUGUUCAAGGGAGGUUGCUAUACCGAACUAAGAAAGAAGAACAAGAAGAAGGAAAGCGACAAGUUAUAGAAGGUUUGGAAAUACUAGAAGAAACACUCAAAGGGAAAGAGUAUUUUGGAGGAACUACUUUUGGAAUAGUAGAUAUUGCAUUUGCCCCACUGAUGAGUUUCUUUCAUACUUUCGAAGUAUUGGGAGAUUUUAAGUUUAUGUUUGAAGAUAAAUUUCCAAACAUUUUUGGCUGGAUGAAGAAAUGUAGAGAGAGGGAGAGCAUCAAGAAAAUACUUCCACAAGAAGAAAAAUUGCUACAAUGGGCAAUGCAAGUCACAGGGCGUUCUGUUUAGGAAGUUUAGUUAAACUUUGUUUAAUUAAAGUUUACUUUGUAAAUGUGUUGAGUUGUGUUCUCUUUUAGUUUGUCAUACGUCUUAAAGAUUUUAGAUAUUAUGCUAUA
Cryptomeria japonica (Japanese cedar) is the source of this 843-nucleotide messenger RNA. RefSeq names its product probable glutathione S-transferase. Bases 14 to 736 code for a protein of 240 amino acids. NCBI's taxonomy places the organism in Eukaryota, Viridiplantae, Streptophyta, Pinopsida, Cupressales, Cupressaceae. The record is from RefSeq and is a predicted model, not a curated record. Gene Ontology annotation, molecular function: glutathione transferase activity. Gene Ontology annotation, biological process: glutathione metabolic process. Gene Ontology annotation, cellular component: cytoplasm. The transcript has 2 exons.